This is a messenger RNA of Spodoptera littoralis (African cotton leafworm), 786 nucleotides long. The record is from the annotation of a GenBank genome assembly. Lineage: Eukaryota; Metazoa; Arthropoda; Insecta; Lepidoptera; Noctuidae.
AUGGACAAGUUUACAAUCUUUAUCCUUUUAUUUGUUGCUUUUUGUGGAAAAGAUGUCUUAUGUAAAAGGCGGCCAGUGAAAAAAGAUGACGGAGGAAAGAUCGUUGGUGGUAAUGAUACUACUAUACAAACAUAUCCUUACCAGGCCUACCUACUGCUGUACGAUGGUAGGGACUACUACCAGUGUGGAGGUUCCAUCGUCAGUCAGUAUUACGUUGUAACUGCUGCACAUUGUCUUGCAAGAAUUCAAACAAUUUAUGUUCGGAUUGGAAGUACUAAUUCCGAUAGUGGUGGCUUGGAGUAUGAAACGUCUGUAUUCAGUUCCCAUCCAUUCUAUGAUGAUACGACCAGCGAUUAUGAUGUUGGUAUAGUGACCGUAGCUGAAGGGAUGACCCUGGAUGGUACUAAUGCCAGAACGAUUAGGAUGGUUGGAUACGGCUCUGAUGUUACCGAUGGGGAAACAGUGGUUGUUACUGGCUGGGGGGCGACUAGCGAAGGUGGCCCUACCUCACAGACGUUAAAGGUUACAUCAGUUCCAGCUGUAGAAAGAACACGAUGCGACGCAAUCCUCGGAGGCAUCACUACCAGAAUGUUCUGUGCAGGCUUUACUGAAGGCGGGAGGGAUACAUGUCAAGGAGAUUCCGGUGGUCCUGCGGUGACUGGCGAUUUGCUGGCUGGUGUUACAUCGUUCGGUUAUGGCUGUGCUCGCCCCAAUUCUCCAGGAGUUUAUACUCGCAUUGGCAACAUAAAUGUCAGAGCAUACAUUGCUAUCAUGACUGGUGUUUAA